Messenger RNA from Bolinopsis microptera, 1321 nucleotides. RefSeq names its product enoyl-CoA delta isomerase 2-like. Gene Ontology annotation, molecular function: fatty-acyl-CoA binding. NCBI's taxonomy places the organism in Eukaryota, Metazoa, Ctenophora, Tentaculata, Lobata, Bolinopsidae. The record is from RefSeq and is a predicted model, not a curated record.
GCAGUAAGAUGUUGAGUUUGUUGUCAAGAAGUUUCGUGACUCCAGCUAGAUUUGGAAGUAUCAGAUGUUUCAGUGACAUAGGCUCUCGUUUUGAAGCAGCUCAAGUAAAACUUAACACUCUUACUGAAGACCCGGGAAAUGCUGCGAAACUCAAAAUUUACGGUCUUUUCAAGCAGGCUAACGUAGGAUCAUGCAACAUUCCAAAGCCGGGCGGGUUCAACUUCGUAGCGAAAGCAAAGUACGACGUCUGGAAGGGUUUAGGUGAUAUGACUCAGGAUCAAGCUAAAGAAGAAUACAUUGCAUUUGUAGCAGAGCUAGCCGGAUCAGAGGAACCAGCACCAGCUGCAGCACCAGCAGGCACUGUUGCAGGGUUAGAUGUAACCACUGAGGAGGGUGUUUUGACAAUAAGACUUAACAGACCAGAGAAAUUCAACGCCCUUACUUGGCCGAUGUAUACAGCAAUAGGAGACGCUUUGAACGCUGUAGCUGAGGACCCUUCCAUUAAAGUUGCUGUUCUUACUGGUACUGGAAAGUGGUACAGUUCUGGGAAUGAUCUCAGCAAUUUUACUAAAAACAUGCCUCCUGGAGGACCCCAAGAGAUGGCCUCGACUGCGCAGAAAGUUUUGAAUGACUUCUGUGAUGCGAUGAUAAAGUUCCCAAAGCCUCUGAUAGCAGCAGUAAACGGACCAGCAAUUGGAAUACCAGUCACUACACUUGGACUAUGUGAUUUAGUGUAUUGCACUGACAAUGCUACUUUUAAAACUCCCUUCGUCAGUCUCGGACAGUCGCCUGAAGGCUGCUCCAGCUUUAUCUUCCCUAGAACUUUCGGCUUUGCCAAGGCUAACGAGAUGUUAUUAACGGAGAGACAGAUCACAGCACAGGAAGCAUGUGAUGGUGGUUUGGUGACCAGGAUCUUCUCUGAGGAUAGGUUUAGAGACGAGGUGGACAAGGUCGUCAAACACAUGGCAUCCCUUCCUCCACAGUCGAUGAGAAUAAGUAAAGGUCUUAUUCGUCACGAGCUUAACGAGAAACUCUUGGAAGUCAAUGCUCGAGAAUGUGAGGUGCUUAGGGAACGCUGGCUGUCAGACGAGUGUAUGACUGCUAUAAUGAACUUCCUCAAUAGAAAGAAAUAAUGCGAUAUUCAGAAUUAGUUCUUUUUAUGUGACGUUGUUGCGGCAAAAUACCUCAGAUUUUUGUGAUUUAUAUUGGGAUGAUUAAUUGAUUUUUAUUAUGUUAAAUACCAUUCAGAUGGUUUUUUUGUAAUGACAAAGUUUAUUUACAUUUUUAUAACAUUGUGAUGUUUAAUGUUGAUCUAUACUGU